This is a messenger RNA of Tricharina praecox, 1371 nucleotides long. Its product is annotated as amino acid transporter. Gene Ontology annotation, cellular component: vacuolar membrane. The record is from RefSeq and is a predicted model, not a curated record. Lineage: Eukaryota; Fungi; Ascomycota; Pezizomycetes; Pezizales; Pyronemataceae. Gene Ontology annotation, molecular function: amino acid transmembrane transporter activity. The coding region runs from base 4 to 1371 and encodes 455 amino acids. Gene Ontology annotation, biological process: amino acid transmembrane transport. The transcript is spliced from 10 exons.
AUCAUGGCCAACCCUGUCAGAAAAGACGAUGAGAACAUUGAAACAAUCAAUGACACAGCAGAGGAGGAGGAGGCGGGGAAGAUACGAAAGGUAACGAGCGCUGGCGAAGACCCGUUUGGGAAUGAGGAGGGCGCUGGCAUCAAGUACAAGACCAUGACCUGGUGUCAGACGGCGUUUGUAAUGAUCGCCGAGACGGUCUCCCUAGGAAUCCUGAGCCUACCGAGUACCUUGAAGGCGGUUGGAUUGAUACCCGGCAUCAUUCUACUGGUCGGCCUAGGAAUCCUCGCAACAUACACCGGAUAUGUUCUUGGCCAGUUCAAACUACGAUACCCACAGGUCCACACUUUCGCGGAAGCGGGAGGCAUUAUUGCUGGACGAUGGGGAUAUGAGAUCUUCGCACUGGGACAGCUACUUUUUCUAGUGUUCGUCAUGGGCGCCCACAUCCUCAGUUUCUCCAUCAUGAUGAACGUGCUCACCGAUCACGCCACCUGCACAAUCUGGUUCACGAUUGCGGGUUUCGCCAUCUCAUUGAUCUGCACAUUGCCCAGGACCAUGAAGGCGAUGUCGUACAUGUCCUACCUCUCAUCCGCGUCUGUUUUGGCAGCCGUCUUCAUCUGCAUGAUCGGUGUCGGUGUUUCUGAUAAGGAUGUCUCUCUUCGCAUCUUCAACUCUGGAAUUAAACUGUAUGAGGGCUUUGGAGCUGUGACGAAUAUCAUUUUUGCCUAUGCUGGGCAUGUCGCCUUUUUCACCCUGUUCUCCGAGAUGAAGGAUCCGAAGGAGUUCCACAAGGCACUCUACACCCUUCAAAUCACCGACACGAUCCUUUAUACCGUCACCGCUGUCGUCAUCUACUGUUACACCGGCGACGACGUCAGAUCUCCCGCACUCGGGAGCACGGGCCCAUUGCUGGCAAAGAUCGCAUACGGCAUCGCCCUGCCGACCAUCGUCAUUGCCGGUGUCAUCAAUGGUCAUGUCGCCGUUAAAUACCUCUACAUCCGUCUGGUCCCAAGGGAGCUGGUCCGUUCGACUUGCUGGAAGUCAUACUCCAUCUGGGUCGCUAUUCUUUCCGCUCUCUGGCUCGUGGCCUGGAUCAUCGCCAGCGCCAUUCCCGUGUUCAACAAUCUGUUGGGCUUGAUCAGCGCGCUCUUCCUCUCGUGGUUCACCUACGGCGUCAGCGGAUAUCUCUGGCUCUUUAUGAACAGGGGCAAUUGGUUCAAGACAAAGUGGAACACAAUGUUGACCAUCCUCAAUGCUGCCAUCAUUCCCCUAGGUGUAACCAUCAUGAUUCUCGGACUCUACUCUUCCGGGGAAGCUAUGAAGCGCGAAGCCGGAGGAAUGGUCUUCUCCUGUGCGGACAAUUCCCUGAUCUGA